Danio rerio (zebrafish) is the source of this 2989-nucleotide messenger RNA. RefSeq names its product sema domain, immunoglobulin domain (Ig), short basic domain, secreted, (semaphorin) 3B (gene sema3b). Gene Ontology annotation, cellular component: membrane; extracellular region. Lineage: Eukaryota; Metazoa; Chordata; Actinopteri; Cypriniformes; Danionidae. The record is from RefSeq and is marked provisional. Gene Ontology annotation, molecular function: semaphorin receptor binding. Gene Ontology annotation, biological process: axon guidance; circulatory system development; tube development.
GCUUUCAGAGUAAAGAGGAAACUCCACAUCUACAGCAUCACUGUAACAACAAGCAGGACAACUGAGAGCCGUCACGGCAACAGCUGCCACGACAACCAGCAUCCCACUCCACCAUCUGUGUGGCAGCUGUCUGCGCUUUUUAACUUAAAAGAAGUUUUGGUCCUCCUCCUCCUCUGAAGAUGAUGAUGAUGAUGUGCUGCACACUGGUCCUGUUUGGACUCAUCGGCAUCAGCGCUUCAUUGAGCGGAAGCUCACAAUCCUCACCCCGGAUGAAACUGUCUUAUAAAGAUCUUCAGCAGUUUAAUGGCAUUAAGCGGUUUGACUUGGAGCGUUCGUGUUCUUUCGGAGCUCUGCUAUUGGACGAAGAGAGGGGGCGACUGUUUGUUGGAGCUCGAAACUUUCUGCUAUCGCUGAGUCUCGACAACAUCAGCAAACAGGAACAGAAGAUCUACUGGCCAGCGCCUGUCGACUGGAGAGAAGAGUGCAACUGGGCCGGGAAAGACAUCAAUACGGAUUGCGUAAACUAUGUGAAAGUGCUACACCACUAUAAUCGAACUCACCUAUACGCCUGUGGUACGGGGGCUUUCCACCCCACCUGUGCUUAUGUGGAGGUGGGACAGAAAAUGGAGGAUCAUGUAUUUAGAAUCGAUCCCUCUCUUGUAGAAGAUGGAAAAGGGAAGAGUCCAUAUGACCCACGUCACACAUCAGCUUCUGUUCUGAUUGGUGAUGAGCUUUAUGCAGGUGUGGCCACUGAUUUGAUGGGACGCGACUUUACAAUCUUUCGCAGUAUGGGACAAAAACCCUCCAUACGGACUGAACAGCACGAUUCUCGGUGGCUCAAUGAGCCCAAGUUUAUUGCAGCAUUUGGUGUUCCUGAGAGUGAUAACCCUGACGACGAUAAAGUCUUCUUCUUCUUCAGGGAAACUGCUGUAGAAGCUCAGGGAUUUGGGAAGGUUACUUAUUCCCGGAUUGGUCAGCUCUGCAGGAAUGAUAUGGGAGGACAGCGCAGUCUAGUAAACAAGUGGACAACAUUUCUAAAGGCUCGUCUUGUGUGCUCUGUACCAGGCAAUGAUGGCACUGAAACGCAUUUUGAUGAACUCCGGGACGUUUUCUUACUGCAGACCCGUGACAAAAAGAACCCGCUUAUCUACACCGUCUUUACCACCUCCAGUAGUGUAUUUCAAGGUUCUGCAGUGUGUCUCUAUACUAUGAACGACAUUCGCCGAGCAUUUUUAGGACCUUUUGCCCAUAAAGAGGGACCCAAUUACCAGUGGAUUCCAUUCCAGGGUAAAGUGCCUUACCCACGGCCAGGCAUGUGUCCCAGUAAGACCUUCGGCAGUUUCGAGUCCACCAAAGGUUUUCCUGAUAACGUAAUCCAGUUUGCACGGCACCAUCCGCUAAUGUUUAAUCCAGUGACUCCUCUGGGUGGCCGACCGCUGUUCCUGCGCACCGGUAUCCCAUACACCUUCACUCAGAUUACUGUAGACAGAGUCAAUGCAGCCGACGGACACUAUGAUGUCAUGUUCAUUGGCACAGAUGUGGGCUCUGUGCUGAAGGUGAUCUCGGUGCCCAAGGGAAGCUGGAGCAACACUGAGCUGCUGCUGGAGGAGCUGCACGUCUUUAAGGACUCUUCGUCUAUUAUCAGUAUGCAGAUUUCCUCCAAACGGCAACAGCUGUAUGUUGGCUCAGACACAGGUGUUGUCCAGGUGCCUCUGCACCGCUGCAGUAUGUACGGUAAAGCCUGUGCCGAGUGCUGUUUGGCUCGAGAUCCGUACUGCGCCUGGGACGGACACACCUGCACACGAUACCUGCCAAACACCAAACGGAGGUUCCGGCGUCAGGAUGUGAGGAACGGAGAUCCUAAUGCCCUCUGCUCAGGAGACCAUCAGAAGCAGCGUGUCCUGGAGAAGAGGUUGUACGCUGUGGAUGGAAGCAGCUCCUUCCUGGAAUGCGUCCCGAAAUCACUGCAGGCCCAGAUUACAUGGACCUAUCAGAAGCUUCCGGAAAACCCACGGGAGGAGGUGCAUCUGGAUGAGCGUGUUCUGCAAACUGAGCGAGGGUUAUUGCUGAGGCGAGCUGUGCGUAGAGACGCUGGUGUAUAUCAAUGCCACUCUAUGGAGCACGGAUUCACCCAGACUAUCCUGGCCAUUACACUGGAGAUUUUGCCUUCGGCUGGCUCCGCCCCUUCUGCUGUUAACCCCCGCAGCCCCGCCCACUCACAUGUCAGUCAUGGCCAGUCCACCAAUCAAAAACUGUGGUACAGGGACUUUAUGCAGUUGGUCGAUCAUCCAAACUUAAACACAGUCGAUCAGAUCUGUGAACAAGUGUGGUCGCGCAAGCACAGCCUAUCAGGGAAGAGCCCACCAGAUCCAGCCAUCGAGGUGCCAGCUCAUGAUCCGCUGAACUCCAAAAAGUGGAAGCACCUAAAGGAAAUGAGGAAGGGCCGAAAUCGCCGAACACACGAUGGCAAACCUGCAUCCAGAGCACCGCGGAGCGCAGGAGAGUAGCGAAGGAUAAAACUAAGAGACAGAAAGAACACAAAAUAACCACUGGAGGUGGACAGAUUCUCACAAGACAUCUCAUUCGGUGACUGUUUAUCACCCGUUCUGCUUCUUAUGACCCCUGUGACGACACUCUACUGCCUGCUAUUAGUCUCUAUAUACUCUAUUGCCCUCAUCUCCAGUCUGAAGACUCAAUCUAGUGCCCUCACGACCCCAAUCCCCAUCCCGCCAGCAUCUAUUACCCCACACUCCAUCCAGUUCAUCUAAAUACUAAUACAAACUCGAGAGGUCCUGAACUCUAAAGUAAGUCCUUUUGAAUUGUAGCUGGAAGAUUGCUGUGAUUGGAUAUUGAAGACAUGAGACAUGCAUGCGCUGCAUCGAUCGGUAAACACAAGCUCACACUCACAUCCAAGUAUAGUCACCUGUUUUCUUCUGGGUGUUUGUGUAAGGUGUGUUCAGUAGAUUAGAUUCUUCUUUCACUUUGGCCC